AAUGGUUGUUACAAGCUAUGAUGCAAAGACAAAAUUUUGCCUGAACGUCACCCAUUCAACUGCCAAAUCUCUCAUUCGCCUCCUUCCCAAAAUUACAUGCAACUGCCUCUUGGAUUUCACAAACAAAACCUUUACGAAAAACUAUGCAAAAUCCUUUUGCUAUUGCCGGGGAACACGUAUUUUCAUUGUCCAUUUCUUUAGCACAUGAUAUGUUUGAAAAUUUGCAUGGAAGAAGAAUAUAUUAUCAGAAUCUGGAUUGAGGAGGAGCAAGUUCAUUCACAUAUAUCUGAAAGUUUUUCAAAGGAAGAAGAAAAUGAGUGGUGGUGGUGGAAGGAAGGGGUCAAGAGAGCUUGACCAGACACCAACAUGGGCUGUUGCAAUAGUUUGUUUGGUCAUUGUAGUUAUUUCCUUAAUGCUGGAAAAAGUGCUUCACAAAAUUGGAUCGACAUUUGAGAGAAAACGGAAAAAAGCGUUGUAUGAAGCUUUGGAGAAAAUUAAAGGAGAGCUCAUGGUUUUGGGAUUUAUUUCCCUGCUGCUAACAUUUGGGCAAAACUACAUUGCUAAGAUAUGCAUCCCUAUAGAAGUUGGUAACACUAUGCUUCCGUGCCCAGUGAAGCAUGAGGAACAAGAUGAAAAAGGAGGGGAGCAUCACAGAAGGCUUCUAUGGAAUGGACGUAGAAUUUUAUCAUCCGAUAGUGCACCCGGGGAGUGCAAGGAUGGGCAUGUACCACUAAUUUCUCUCAAUGGUUUGCACCAACUACACAUCUUCAUUUUCUUCUUAGCUGUAUUUCAUGUCAUCUACGGUGCUAUAACAAUGAUGUUGGGAAGAAUGAAGAUAAGGGGAUGGAAGGAAUGGGAACAUGCAAUUUCUCAAGAUGAAGCAGCCAACGAUCCUUCAAGGUUCAGACUUACAAAGGAAACUUCUUUUGUAAAAGAAAACACCAGUUUCAUGACUCAAACACCGAUUCUUUUCUACUCUGCUUGCUUCUUCCGACAAUUUUUUAGGUCUGUUCGUAGAGCUGACUACUUUGCUAUGCGCCACGGUUUCAUUUCGGUCCAUUUAGCUCCAGGAAGUAAGUUUGACUUUCAAAAGUACAUUAAAAGAUCAUUAGAAGACGACUUCAAGGUGGUUGUUGGAAUUAAUUUGGUGUUAUGGACGUCGGCGGUUCUUUAUCUUCUGCUGAAUGUGAGCGGAUGGCAGACUAUGUUUUGGCUUUCCAUAAUGCCUUUAGUUACAAUAUUAGCGGUUGGGACAAAGCUUCAAGCAAUAAUAGCUCAAAUGGCCAUUGAAAUCCAAGAAAGGCAUGCUGUAGUCCAGGGCAUACCUCUUGUACAAGUGUCAGACAGAAAUUUUUGGUUUAGCAAGCCAAAGUUAGUCCUUCAUCUUAUCCAUCUCACACUCUUCCAGAAUGCAUUUGAGAUAACAUAUUUCGUCUGGAUAUCUUAUGAGUUUGGGUUGCAUUCUUGUUUCCACAGUAACUUCUAUCUUGCUGUUCUGAGAGUUUGUCUCGGGCUCGGAGUACAAUUCUUGUGCAGCUACAUCACACUUCCAUUGUAUGCACUUGUGACCCAGAUGGGAUCAACCAUGAAGAGGUCUAUAUUUGAUGAACAAACUUCAAAAGCCCUAAUGAACUGGCAUAAAAAGGCUAAACAACAUAAGAAUGUGGUAAAGCCUGGAGGAGGUAUGAAAUCAACAACCUUGGGAGGUAGUCCAAACGACUCGCCCGACAAUUCUCCAAUGCACCCAUCGAGUGCUAUGAAACCUCAUCAUGACAUGGCUAACCAAAACUCAGGAACAUCUGGACAAAUGGCUAACAUCAUCGCCACUGUGGAUAUUCCAUUGGAUAGUCCUCCGGCUAAUGAUGAUGGCAAGUCGCACAUGACUGACCUUCUGACAGGUCCAUGAUUGAUUUCAAAGUAUAGCAUAACAAGUGAUCCUAAAACCUUAGAAUGGUCCAUGGAUCCAAUCCUGGCUUUAGAGGCAUCAUCAUUUAGAAAGUAGUCAGGCUUAGUUUCACCCACUUCCCAAAAAUGGUACAUAUAUACUUAUAAAUAUAAUAUAUACAUGGGUAGAUAGUACACAAGUCACUAAAUUCAAUUGCAGUCUAGUUGUAGAUAUCAAUAUGUACUUGAGUGCACAUUUUUUACAGUAAUGAAUCACUGAAAGAACUAUUUCCCAAUUCUUUAGUUGAACUUCUUUAUAUAGUCUUACAAAUA
Messenger RNA from Cuscuta epithymum, 2217 nucleotides. Lineage: Eukaryota; Viridiplantae; Streptophyta; Magnoliopsida; Solanales; Convolvulaceae. The record is from the annotation of a GenBank genome assembly.